This is a messenger RNA of Perca flavescens (yellow perch), 1175 nucleotides long. RefSeq names its product podoplanin (gene pdpn). NCBI's taxonomy places the organism in Eukaryota, Metazoa, Chordata, Actinopteri, Perciformes, Percidae. The record is from RefSeq and is a predicted model, not a curated record. The transcript is spliced from 4 exons. Gene Ontology annotation, biological process: cell adhesion; signal transduction; cell migration. The coding region runs from base 481 to 1086 and encodes 201 amino acids.
CAACCUGCCCCUUGCUCCUCUACCCGCCCAGCCCACCACCAGUACCAGCACCCCUCCUCCACUCUGAGCUCAGUCACUCACACACACUCUCUUUUCUCUCUCCUGCUGUGUGCCAGUCCCUCUCUCCCCCUCGACUUCCUCUAAGUGGCCACAGCUCCUCUCUUUUCUCUUGUCCUCUUUACAUCCCUCCACCACUCUAUUUCCUACUCCAGCUGUCGAGAGCAACCCGGCUCUGUCUGUUCGUCUUCACCUCUACAAGUUAAACGGAUCUCAGGCCGCUACUUUCACUAACUUUCCACUGAAGACUUUAUUUUCAUUUGUGACCUUUUUUAUUUUUGGUCCUUCACCCUUCCCCUCUGGAGAGGCCGGUUGGUGUGUGUCUGGCGUGUGUGCAGCAGCGUGUGCAAGGGCUCUGGUGUCGUGCUCUGCCCCGAGGGAGCCCAUAAAGGUUGUGACUGGAGGAGAAAAGUUUUCACCACAAUGAAUGUUCAGCUGCUGCUCCUGUUGGCCCUGGUUGGCCCUUUCUGCGCCUUCACACAUGCAAGCCCCACAGAGAUCCCUGCACAUGAUGAUGAGAUCACUGAGACUGUAGCAGACAUCAUCCCUGAGGCCACCGAGGCUCCAAAAGAGGACCUGACUGUCAUCACUGGUCCUCCUGCAACUGAACCAGCAGCGGCCCCUGAAGAAGUCGCAACAGAAGUGCCUGAAGAAGUCGCUACAGAAGUGCAUGUAGAAGUUGCUACAGAAGUUGUCACCGAGGCAGCGCUUCCUGCCUUUACUGUCAAUACUGAAGAGGCUGUCGUCGAGACAGAAGCCCCUUCUGCUGCUGCUACCGCAGCAGCACCAGAACCCCUUAUCACUGACGCUCCUGUAGUGGAGACUGAAGCUUCCGAUGAGUCAACUGAUGUAGAGGUCCAACCUGAGGUGACGGAAGCCACCGAGACGGUGGUUGUUGAAGACAACACAGCGGAGGGCCUGAGUUCUGGCCAGGUCGUCGGCAUUGUGAUUGGCGCUCUGUUGGCUGUGGUCAUCCUCAUCGCCGUGGUGAUUGCUGUGGUGAGGAGGAUGGGAAAAUACUCCCCUUGAGGAGAAAGUCUGCCAAGCAGCAGGAGCGCUCAAAGUUCUGGAAAUUCUGAACUACUGAACUGUGACAUCUUUUGCGAUCAUUAAAAGAA